This is a messenger RNA of Lottia gigantea (owl limpet), 252 nucleotides long. RefSeq lists its product as hypothetical. Gene Ontology annotation, cellular component: integrator complex. The record is from RefSeq and is a predicted model, not a curated record. The annotation marks the transcript as partial. Gene Ontology annotation, biological process: snRNA 3'-end processing. The transcript has 3 exons. Lineage: Eukaryota; Metazoa; Mollusca; Gastropoda; Lottiidae.
AAUAAGGGAGGAAUGGAUGCAGAUGACUUUGCCUUUGAUUUAGGAAUCUCUUGUGUAGUUUGCAGACAAUUUGAUGUGUCAUCUAAAAAUCAAUUAGUAGAAUGUCAAGAAUGUCAUAAUUUAUAUCACCAGGAAUGUCACAGACCACCAGUAUUAGAUCAAGAUGUUACAGAUCCAAGAUUUGUUUGGUAUUGUUACAGGUGUGCUAAGAAAUUAACCAAAAUGGUAAGAUUUCACAAAAGGACUGUGUAA